UGCGGGCGGCGCAUGCGCCAUGCAGGCAGCGGCCCGAGGUGGAAGGGGGGACGCGGGGCAGCGCAGGUUCCUGUCUGCGCUGGCUGCGGCCUGCCACUGAGAGGAGGGGCGGCCCCGGCGUAGGACUAUGGACCCGGCCGAGGCCGUGCUGCAGGAGAAAGCCCUCAAGUUCAUGCCCCGAAUACACAUGCCAAAAGAUGGAUUCCAACUUAUAUCUUCUGGAUACCAAGCAUGGCUAAAGCAGUGCUCUAUGCCCAGAUCUCUGUGGCUGGGCUGCUCCAGCCUGGCGGACAGCAUGCCCUCGCUGCGAUGCCUGUAUAACCCAGGGACUGGCGCACUCCCAGCUUUCCAGAAUUCCUCUGAGAGAGAAGACUGUAAUAAUGAUGAGCCCCCUAGGAAGAUCAUUCCUGAGAAGAAUUCACUUAGACAGACCUACAACAGCUGUGCCAGACUGUGCUUAAACCAGGAAACUGUAUGUCUAGGAAGCACUGCUAUGAAGACUGAAAAUUGUGUGGCCAAAACAAAACUUGCCAAUGGCACUUCCAGUAUGAUCGUGCCCAAGCAAAGAAAACUGUCUGCAAGCUAUGAGAAGGAGAAGGAACUCUGCGUCAAGUAUUUUGAACAGUGGUCCGAGUCUGACCAAGUGGAGUUUGUGGAGCACCUCAUCUCCCAGAUGUGUCACUACCAGCAUGGACAUAUAAACUCAUACCUCAAACCCAUGCUACAGCGGGACUUCAUCACUGCACUGCCAGCUCGGGGAUUGGAUCACAUUGCUGAGAACAUUCUGUCAUACCUGGAUGCCAAAUCAUUGUGUGCUGCUGAGCUGGUGUGCAAAGAGUGGUACCGGGUGACGUCGGAUGGGAUGCUGUGGAAGAAGCUCAUUGAGAGAAUGGUCCGGACAGACUCCCUGUGGAGGGGCUUGUCAGAGAGGAGAGGAUGGGGACAAUAUCUAUUUAAAAAUAAACCUCCUGAUGGGACUGCACCACCCAACUCAUUCUACAGAGCACUUUACCCCAAAAUUAUACAGGACAUAGAGACAAUAGAGUCAAACUGGCGUUGUGGAAGGCACAGUUUACAGAGGAUCCACUGCCGAAGCGAGACAAGCAAAGGGGUUUAUUGUUUACAGUAUGAUGAUCAGAAGAUAGUAAGUGGCCUACGAGACAAUACUAUCAAGAUCUGGGAUAAGAAUACAUUGGAAUGCAAGCGAAUUCUCACUGGACAUACGGGUUCUGUCCUGUGUCUCCAGUACGAUGAACGGGUGAUCAUUACUGGAUCUUCAGACUCAACAGUCAGGGUGUGGGACGUGAAUGCAGGUGAGAUGCUGAACACACUGAUUCACCACUGCGAAGCAGUACUGCACCUCCGCUUCAAUAACGGCAUGAUGGUGACAUGUUCCAAAGACCGUUCCAUUGCUGUGUGGGACAUGGCUUCACCAACAGACAUCACCCUGAGGAGGGUGCUAGUAGGGCACCGAGCAGCUGUCAACGUGGUGGACUUUGAUGACAAGUACAUUGUAUCAGCAUCAGGUGACAGAACUAUAAAGGUAUGGAACACUAGUACCUGCGAAUUUGUGCGCACCUUAAAUGGCCACAAACGAGGCAUUGCAUGUCUGCAGUACAGAGACAGGCUAGUAGUGAGCGGCUCUUCAGAUAAUACUAUCAGGCUAUGGGAUAUCGAGUGUGGGGCAUGUUUACGAGUGUUGGAAGGCCAUGAAGAGUUGGUGAGAUGCAUACGCUUUGACAACAAGAGGAUAGUCAGUGGGGCAUAUGAUGGGAAAAUUAAAGUAUGGGAUCUUGUGGCUGCUUUGGACCCCCGUGCUCCAGCAGGGACCCUCUGCUUGCGAACCCUUGUGGAGCAUUCUGGAAGAGUCUUUCGACUUCAGUUUGAUGAGUUCCAGAUCGUCAGCAGCUCACACGAUGACACCAUCCUCAUCUGGGAUUUUCUGAAUGACCCAGCUGCCCAAGCAGAAUCCACUCGUUCCCCGUCCAGAACGUACACCUACAUCUCAAGAUAAAUAACACUACACAGUACCUCACACUUGCACAGGACUCAUUUAAGCUGCAGUAUUUAAAUGCCAGGACAAAAGAACUAUCCACGUAACCAAUACUUGCUGAAGAGAGAGGCUCUCAGACUUGUUUCUGGAACAAAGUUGGCGUGCGGUUGAUCUCAGACAGGGUCUACUCAGCGUGGCUGACUGCUAAAGUGCUGCUAUAUCAGAAGAUGUCUUUUAUCUUUCAUGAACACUUAACAUUUUUAAACCUUCCCAUCCCUUUCUUCCCCCAUCCUGCGCUUCCUGUUCACUCCUCUUCCCUUUACCCUGUUUGGUUCCCCUCCAAAUCCAGUUACAGAUGUCCUAUGAAUAUAUUUAAGAUGUUGCCAGAA
This is a messenger RNA of Neopsephotus bourkii (Bourke's parrot), 2382 nucleotides long. RefSeq names its product beta-transducin repeat containing E3 ubiquitin protein ligase (gene BTRC). The record is from RefSeq and is a predicted model, not a curated record. Lineage: Eukaryota; Metazoa; Chordata; Aves; Psittaciformes; Psittacidae. The coding region runs from base 128 to 2014 and encodes 628 amino acids. The transcript is spliced from 16 exons. Gene Ontology annotation, molecular function: protein dimerization activity.